Xiphophorus maculatus (southern platyfish) is the source of this 1872-nucleotide messenger RNA. RefSeq names its product endothelin-3-like. The transcript is spliced from 4 exons. Gene Ontology annotation, molecular function: hormone activity; endothelin B receptor binding. Lineage: Eukaryota; Metazoa; Chordata; Actinopteri; Cyprinodontiformes; Poeciliidae. Gene Ontology annotation, biological process: regulation of vasoconstriction; regulation of systemic arterial blood pressure by endothelin; intracellular calcium ion homeostasis. The coding region runs from base 132 to 662 and encodes 176 amino acids. The record is from RefSeq and is a predicted model, not a curated record. Gene Ontology annotation, cellular component: extracellular region.
GCAGCGGAGCUCCAGGCCGGUCACAGGUUGAUAUCUGGGGAGGAUCAGCAGGAGCCUGAAAUCAGCGAGUCUGGACCUCCACGACCUUUGACCUCUUCAAAUUCUUUCAGUUUCUAUUGCUUUGUGUUUCUAUGGCUGACCGUCUGUCGGUUGACGUGGGAAUUUUGUUCGUUAUAGUGGUGACGGCAUCUUUAACCAAUGGCUCUUCAUCUGUGAGCCAGAGGAAGGAUGUGUCAGGAGAGGUCAGCCUGGGCGACCCCCCGCACCAGGUCAUCAUCUCCUCUGGUUCUGAAGCUCAGGACCGCCCUGCCCAUGACCCGCUGACUGCCAGGAGGGGGCGCGCCAAGAGGUGCACGUGUUACACCUACAAAGACAAAGAGUGUGUGUAUUACUGCCACCUGGACAUCAUCUGGAUCAACACACCAGAGCACACGGUCCCGUACGGUAUGGCCAGUUCCCCAGGCUCUAUGCGCUCCGUCCGGACGGCUCGGAGCAGCAGGAGCAGCGCAGCCUCCAGGCGAUGUGCGUGCACGCUGCAUACGGACUCUGAGUGCAGCCGCUUCUGCACCAACAGGCAGAUGAGGAGACCCCCUGCUACACCUAACGCAAAAAAGAGGACGCCCCCGUUCCUCAGAGGAGACAGGGAGUGGACUCUGAAGUGAACAGACCUACCUUUAGUCUCAAAGGACGGGAGAAAGUCUGUUGGUGUCGUGUAGAUGAAAAGUUGAGGACAUGGGCGCAGAGGAAAAAAAUGAAAGUGAGAGUUUCCAAACGGGGGUUUCUGUCCCUUCUGCCUCUCCCUCUCUCUCUCUCCGGCGGCACUGUGUCACAGCAGUGGAGUUUGAUUUAUCCACCUGUAACUGUGUUUCAUGUGGCUCAUCAUUCCAGGAUGUCGCAUGUAAUAUCUUUAUCUUACGGAUCUACGUGAAAGCAUGUGUGAUGCUUAUGAAGGGUGAAGAACAGCAAUUCAUUUUCACUUAUAACCCAAGUAUCUUUUCCAAUAAAAUGUGUUUUCAGGAGGCUUUAAGGCAUUUAGAACUGAACACACAUUAAGUACGUAUAAAAUGACAUAUGUGGUGAUUCCUGUUGUCUGUCUCAGAGAACCCGGUUUUGUAAAGAACAAGUUGUCAUGGUGUCGUAUCCAUAUUAACAUGAUCCAACUCAUAGUCAGCGGUAACCGUUUCUCUCAAACAGGAGUGUUUUUGUUACUUUUUGUCAAGGGCCACGGCUGAAAAAAUGAUUUGUUGACGAUACGCUCCGCACCAAAGCAAUGCAAGAUGAGCUUGAAAACACGCCUGAUUGCUUUUCACUCGACAUUGUGAAAAUGUUUCUGCUUCCAGGUGACCUUAUGACCUCUCAGGUCAUUCUUGUAAAUAAGAACUCCUUCUCAGUAGCUCACCUGGAUUAACAAAGGUUGAAUGAAAUGUGACAUCAGCGGAGAACAACUGAAGGAAACAUGGACGACCAAAUUUGUCAAACGUGUCACCACAUGUCUGGUAAGCACCACCAGAAGAUUAAAUCAGUUCCGUUUGGUGUUUGGUGGUUUUGUGUAUAUUCUAUUUAUUUUGUACUUUAACAGAUGGGCUUUGUAUUGUCUUUUAUUUUGCAUUAGAAACUGGACAAAUGAAUUUAGCAAGCUUUUGUUUUUACUUAAUUUCCAAAUAAGAGAUGCCUUUCUUUUGUACAAUUUUAUUUUUUUAGACAAAUGGCCUGUUGGGCAGUGCUCCGCUCAAACUGGAUGAGAUAUUUCAACAUGGUUUUAUUUGUAAGAUGAAAUGACCAGUUGCCUUCCUUGUUAGCGAGGGCGAUUUGCCUUUCUGCUUCUGUGAUGAUUUUUUUAGUCUUCAAAUGAAAUAAAAGAAGAAAAAACAA